Messenger RNA from Hibiscus syriacus, 988 nucleotides. RefSeq names its product phosphopantetheine adenylyltransferase-like. The record is from RefSeq and is a predicted model, not a curated record. The transcript has 4 exons. Gene Ontology annotation, molecular function: pantetheine-phosphate adenylyltransferase activity; dephospho-CoA kinase activity. NCBI's taxonomy places the organism in Eukaryota, Viridiplantae, Streptophyta, Magnoliopsida, Malvales, Malvaceae. Gene Ontology annotation, biological process: coenzyme A biosynthetic process. Bases 347 to 640 code for a protein of 97 amino acids.
ACUAGUCUUGGUUCGAUGUACCUAGUCCAAGUCAAUAUAUUCCCAUUUGUUCUUCUAAAUUGGACGGUCACGGAAGGAGUGUCUCUCAUUUUCCUUUGUUUGUUGUGUUCCGGUUGUCUCAUAUAGAUGACGCUGUUGGAAGAGCAAAAGGAUCAAUCAACUUUGGAGAAUCCGAACCUAUCGCCGCCAAAUUCGUAUGGCGCCGUCGUUCUCGGUGGCACAUUCGACCGUUUGCACGACGGCCACGGCCUCUUCCUCAAAGUAAAACUAACAAAAUUAUCUCUCUGUCUAUCUCUCUAUUUUCUUAUUGCUUGUGUUCUAGUUUUAUUUCUUUAUCCAAAUUCAUAUGAAAAACGAAAUUUUGUUGGAAAUAGUCAGCAGCGGAGCUUGCCAGGGAUCGAAUCGCGUGCUGGCAGUGCAAGUUGAACCUAUUACAGAUCCCUACAGACCUUCAAUCAUUGAUGAACACUUGGAGGCCAUUGUUGUCAGCAAGGAGACAUUACCAGGUGCAAUAUCUGUUAGUAAGAAAAUAGCUGACAGAGUUGUAGAUCUAGUUUCUGAAGAAUCUAGUGGAGGCAAGUUGAGUUCAACAACUUAUCAAAAAAAAAAAGUAGAGUUCAACAACAUUAAGAAAGCUUGAAGCUGAGUAGGCCCCAAAAAAACCAACAGUUUGCCUCAAAUUUGAUGGUAAUAAACUGAUAUGCUAUCAAUGGCUGCAACAAAGGUUGUCAUAGUUUUAUAGUUCAUUCUUCUCUCUUUCGUGAUACUCCAACAGCAAAAAUGUACAAGGGAGCCUGAAUUUAAUACCAUAAAGCUUUCAAGUUUCUCCUCUAAAGUAUCAAUCUUUGACACAAAAUUAGUUCUUUUGUCCUGCACUUAUAGGACGGCUGUGAUGAAGAGUAUACAUGUAUCUUGAUGCUUUUAACUUGUGGUUCAAACUUCUUUUUUAGCUUAAUGAGAUAACAAAUAAGGACCGCACAAAGCAAAU